AUGAAUUCUGGUGUUAAAGUACUGGCUGAAUCUACUGAUCUUCGGUCUGUUCCCUCUGAAUUUUCAUUUGUGAAUGAACCCACAGGCUCAAAUUCUGAUUCAAUCCCAAUCAUUGAUUUCUCUUCACUUACCUCUGGAAAUCCUGAUCAAAGGUCCAAAGUCAUUCAAGAACUUGGUAAAGCUUGUGAAGAAUGGGGUUUUUUUGUGCUGGUAAACCACGGGAUAUCGGAAACCUUAAUGAAGGCAACAAUAGAAGGGGCUUUGGAGUUCUUCGAUUUGCCAGAGGAGGAUAAGCAAAAGUAUGAAGCGAAGCAUGUUUCAGAUCCAAUCAAGUAUGGCAGAGGCAGUGCCAUAACUACUUCGGACAAGAAGAUUUUCCUCUGGAGGGAUUUUAUAAAAUCCUAUGUCCAUCCUGAAUUUCAUUAUCCUGAUAAACCUCAAAACUUUAGGGAGAUUAUAUUUGAGUACGCAAAAAGAAGCCGAUUUGAUUUCAACCUGAGUUACAAGGAACUAUUUGCUGCAAAUUAUUAUCCACCUUGUCCACAGCCAGAUCAAGCAAUUGGGCUCCCACCACAUACAGAUCAUGGUCUUUUGACCUUUUUAAUACACAAUGGAGUGACUGGACUACAAAUACAACAUAAUGGGAAGUGGUUUAAUACAAAUUCACCUCAGAAUUCCAUUCUAGUUAACACUGCCGAUCAGCUUGAGAUAUUCAGCAAUGGGAGAUACAAGAGUGUGAAGCAUAGAGCUGUUGUGAAUAACCAAGCAACAAGAAUUUCUGUUGUUAUACCCAAUGGUCCAGCACCAGAGGCCAUUGUUGGUCCAGCUUCACCGUUAGUACAAAGAGACGGGCGUCCACUGUAUCGGCCAUUCAAAUACAUAGAAUAUGUAGAAACACAGCUCAGUAAUACAGUAGAUGGCAAAGUGAACUUGGAUUAUGCGAAGAUCCAAGACAACUAG
Fraxinus pennsylvanica is the source of this 960-nucleotide messenger RNA. Lineage: Eukaryota; Viridiplantae; Streptophyta; Magnoliopsida; Lamiales; Oleaceae. The record is from the annotation of a GenBank genome assembly.